AUGCAGGUUGGGGUUGGCGAUGAUGAGUCGAAGCGUUGCACUUUUCAAGGCUGCACACAGGUAGAUCCUCUUGCCUCUCGUUGCGUCCUUUGCGGUGAUAUGUUCUGCGCUAACCACACAUCCGUGGCUGCCCACAUGUGCCGCACGUUCAACGCCCAGAACGUCAACUGUCCUGUUUGCCACCAAGUCGUGUCACUGGAGCGUUCUGGGCAGCCAAUAGAUGAGGCCGUUUCGCGACACAUCGAUAGGGGUUGUCGUCCGGCUGCGUUGUUGUCGACCGGUAUGAAGGAGCGAACAAACUACUGUAGCUACACGGAUUGCAGAAAUAACUCUGUGGCCUCCAUCAUUUGCGAGGACUGUGGCAAUAGGUACUGUAUUGAGCAUCGCGCCCCCGCGCGUCACCAGUGCCGAAAGGCUCGAACGCCAGCCGUUCCUGCUUUAUCACAGGCGAUGUCAUCCAAGCCGACGCUCUCUUCCGGCGCAGUCUCUCAUUCCCACUCAUCGCCGCAGAAGAAUUUUCCGCGAAAUACUCCCAGUACGGCUUUUGGGACCCGAGUUGAGGGCACGGUGACGCCGCUGGUCCUUUUUGCUAAAGAAUUUGGCGUUUCUCCGUUCUUUAUGCAUUUCUCACGUCUGAUGGUGGUGGGUCGGGCGCUGGAUCUAGCCGUUGGUCAGGCGACUCUUGAUAGUGCCGCUGUUGGCGCAGAGAAAGGGACGUGGGUGUUACAUGUGGUACAGCGGCCACACAGUGUUGACGGGUUUUCCGUGGUUGCUCCGCCUUUUUCUGCAACAUUGAAAACGGCAGGUGUGGUGGAUGGCUCAAUCGUCUAUAUUGGGAAGAAGUCCGUGCAACCGGAUGAUUUGUUCAGUGAACUUGCCCCGCAUCUUGCAAAUAAAUUCCACCGUGGGAAAGAAAAAAAAUGUGCCUCCAUGUGA
Trypanosoma cruzi is the source of this 936-nucleotide messenger RNA. RefSeq lists its product as uncharacterized. NCBI's taxonomy places the organism in Eukaryota, Euglenozoa, Kinetoplastea, Trypanosomatida, Trypanosomatidae. The transcript has a single exon. Gene Ontology annotation, molecular function: zinc ion binding. Gene Ontology annotation, cellular component: cytoplasm. The record is from RefSeq and is a predicted model, not a curated record. Bases 1 to 936 code for a protein of 311 amino acids.